This is a messenger RNA of Bipolaris victoriae FI3, 747 nucleotides long. RefSeq lists its product as hypothetical. The record is from RefSeq and is a predicted model, not a curated record. Bases 1 to 747 code for a protein of 248 amino acids. Lineage: Eukaryota; Fungi; Ascomycota; Dothideomycetes; Pleosporales; Pleosporaceae. Gene Ontology annotation, molecular function: protein binding. The transcript is spliced from 3 exons.
AUGCAGACGAAUCAACCUUUCCAAACUUUACUGCUUAAUCUUCCAGAGUAUUAUGAUUCUCCAACGCUAUCCGAUGGCAUCAUAACAUGUGCUGGAAAAGAAUUUCGAAUCCAUAAGAUCGUGCUAUCUGCCCAGUCAAGAUUCUUCUCCAACGCUUUCGAGGGGAAGUGGAAGGAGUCAGUGGAGGGAGCUAUCCCUCUAAACGACGACGAUGUCUCCGCUGUUGAAGCAAUGCUUCGAUUCUUGUACACAUUUGACUAUGAUGCUGGCGGGAACGCGGCUGAUGUUGCUUCGCCGAUGGUAUUCAAUGUCAAAGUGUACAGCGUAGCCGACAAGUAUGAUAUUCCAGCAUUGAAGUCAGUCGCUAGCCAAAAGUUCAAGGAAUCGGUCAAAACCUGCUGGAACAUGGACGACUUCCCACACGCUGUUGCGGAAGUAUAUAGCUCUACCCCACCAAACGACCAAGAGAUCCGAAGGCUGGUAGUCGAUGUCGCGUGCGAACACAUUACAGAGCUCUUGCAGAAGCAGGGGUUUUGCGAUAUAUUGGGAGAAACUGUUGGAUUCGCUUCUGAUUUAGUUCAGCUUCAGGCGAGCGAAAAGAAACCGAAUGAAAAGCAGGACCGAACUAAGUACAGGUGUCCGAAUUGCUUGAAAUAUUGGGAGGCUGUUGCGUCUUCUGGAUCUUCAUACUAUUGCCCUUAUUGCGCGAAUCAUUACUCGAACUGGAGUGCGUACAUUGUACGAUAA